GUUCCUCAACCGCAACAAGCUGAAUGGUUCAUUUCCUCCCUGGAUUGCCAAGAUGUCCAGCAUUGGGUGGCUGUACCUCAAUGAAAACAAUUUCUCAGGCCCCAUACCUGCUGCUCUUGGCGGCUCUAAAGGCCUCAUCUUUCUCGAAAUAUCAGGUUCGGGCUUCACGUGCCCACCAGAAGCGUCCAGCUGUGUGGUUCGGCAGGUCAACUACAGCGCCUUCUGCCAAGGCUGCCAUGACUUUUGUGCCACGUGCACAAGUGAUCGAU
Messenger RNA from Closterium sp. Yama58-4, 269 nucleotides. NCBI's taxonomy places the organism in Eukaryota, Viridiplantae, Streptophyta, Zygnematophyceae, Desmidiales, Closteriaceae. The record is from the annotation of a GenBank genome assembly.